UCUAAAUCGUACACUAAAAGAAAGUUCGUAUGAAAUUGGACAAAGUCACAUGUGGGUCGAUUUUGAGAUUAACCAUUAAAUUGUAGUUUUUGGAACGUUGAGAGAAAUUACUGGAAGAGUGGAAGCAAGUGCAAUAGUGAACAAAAGUUACUGUACAUUACGUGAGGCUUUGAUAGUAUAAUUUUCAUUUUCUAUUGACAUAUUCAAGUUGUUUCAUUAUGUCAGAUUGGGACACUGCUCCUAUUACCUUGCGAAAACGUCCUCCAAAAGCCUCUGUACUUAAAUCAGAACAGGCGGUGAAUGCUGCACGUCGUCAAGGAUUCGUCAUUGAAACACAAGCAAAAUGGGGUGGUGGAACAAACAGGCAGCACGUAGCAACUAAAAAUACUGCUAAAUUAGACAGAGAAACCGAAGAACUUAAACAUGACAAAAUUCCACUUGAUCUUGGUAAAUUAAUCCAACAGGGACGACAAAGUAAAGGAUUAUCUCAGAAAGAUCUUGCAACGAAAGUAAAUGAAAAGGCACAAGUUAUCAAUGACUAUGAAGCAGGUCGUGGAAUUCCAAAUCAAAUGGUGAUUGGUAAAAUUGAACGAGUAUUGGGAAUAAAAUUACGUGGAAAAGAUCGUGGUAAACCAUUAGCAGCUCCUGGGGCAAAAAAAUGAAUCUCGGGGAAAAAAAACUCUACUUCUUAUCCUUAUAUAUUGUUCCCUAAACAGAACUGCGAGAAAAAUUGUAGGAUCAAGAACAUCUACUAUUUCCACCUCCUUUACCUUUGGUUACUUUAUAAUAUACUUUAAAAUAAAACACUAUUUUAUUAAAUAUA
This is a messenger RNA of Megachile rotundata (alfalfa leafcutting bee), 823 nucleotides long. It is a transcript of the gene mbf1, whose product is annotated as multiprotein bridging factor 1. The record is from RefSeq and is a predicted model, not a curated record. Gene Ontology annotation, molecular function: DNA binding. NCBI's taxonomy places the organism in Eukaryota, Metazoa, Arthropoda, Insecta, Hymenoptera, Megachilidae. Gene Ontology annotation, cellular component: nucleus.